AUGUUCCCGUUUUCUCUACUUCCAAGAGAUAGUAUGUGGGAAAAUUCUUUUAGAACUGACACAAAGUCAAAUAUAUCUUCGCCUUUUCGCCAAUUUACUCUCCCAGCGGAUGGUUCAUUGAAGUUCGGCGAGAUUACUUUCGCCAAGGUUUACGAAGAAAACAAAACUGGCACGGGGACUUCCAAUCACCUGGCCGUGGCUCAGCAUAUCUAUGCCGAUACCUGGGCAUUGUGUAAACUGGAUAAAGGUACUAGAAUGAGAGACAUUCGUAGUAUCAAUGAGACCAGAUCAAUGGCAGUUCCACCAGAUGUCACUCCAGCUUAUAAUAGUCUGAGUGAGCAGGAAUCUCUACCCCAUCAAGAGUUUAACAUUUCAGAUCUACUAGUCAAUCCCACGUGGACGGAUUACUGUCAGAACCAUAUCGACUCGAUUAUGAGUAUAGAUAUGUCUGUUCCUACUGUUGACACGAAACAGCAAUUCGAGUCCUUGAACGAAAAUAUCAGGCCAGAAUCCUACUUGACAGAAAAAUACUACGAAAUACUCUACAGCACAAAUAUCCCUGUGGUAUAUUUUGCAAAGUCGACACUAUCAAAAAUUAGAUCAAUUUGCGCAAUGCGGACAGCAGAGGAAGGGGCUGGGUUUACUCCUAGAAGUGAAAGCGGCGCCAUUAUUAAUAACGGUGCUAGUUCGGACAUUGUUAAAAUCCUUGCAAAUAAAAUAGUUCAAAUCACAGAGCUCGAUGAGAAAUAUGAGCAAGUUGGAUCAUCUGCAGAACUGAAUAAUUUUGUUGAAGAUGAAUCAAUCCAUUUUAACCGAUGGAUGGCAAAAGUAAAGAAAGACUGUUCCUCUAAUGCUAGUCUAAUUCAGGAGCAAAUUUCUCAGUUAAAGAUUCGUGAAAUCCAGCUGCAGAUUAUCAUAUUACUGGAAAUACUAGCACAUAAUGGGGGACAGAGUGUAAUACUCAAUGUCCCAUCAGAGUCAGCAAAUACAACUGCUGCUGUUGAACCUUCUCCAAGUCCCCCACCAUCUAAUCCCACAAUUGCACCUCGCAAGAGCAUCGUCAGAAAGAAGAAGAAGCCAUUGCAGAAUAAGUCGAAUACUGCUGGUAUAGUAGUCGUGGCCUCACCAAGCGUGCCAUCGGCUGUGGUGUCUACUACUACUCUUAAUACUGUCCCUCAACCUUCUUCUUCAACUAGCAAUUCAAUUUCACCUGACAUUUUAGUCGACAUCUUGUUUGACAGACUUUGUAUAAACGAGGCAAUUUCUGGCCAAUUAAUCGAGACACAAGACAAGACUCAUCGUAAACCAGACAAGGUACAAGAGUUUUGCCUGGAAAUAAUUCUUCCUUUUUUUGCAUCGCGAUUACCAGACAAAACAAAGCAGAUGCUGAAGAAAGCGCGAGGUUUGAGUGCCAAAUCUUCGAAAAAGUCCAGAAAAGAGCAGCAGCGUGAGGUUUCUCCAUUUACGUCAUCUUCAGUCCCUCCAGAACCUGCGCCAGUAAGGCUAGCAAGAUCGAUGUCAUUCCCGGAUCGCAGCUCCCCUCUUAUAGUAGCAGAUGAUCCUAGUCGAGACCAGGAGAAUAUUCUUCCCGUAGGAGCUCCUGUUCCUGUCGAUGCUCACAAGACACAUUCUAGAGGCGGAUUCCUAUCAACAAAAAACCAACAAAAACGACAGGUCGAGAUGACCUUUUCUCUCAAAAAGCAGCAACGAGAAUCUAUCGUUGCAAGCGAAUUGGCAUCAGCAAUCAAAAAUAUUUCCAAGCCUAAUAGGAUUUCUGUCUCAGAGGAGCUUGCCAUGUCAAGACCCAACAUUUCCCGCAAAGCUAUUAAAACCACUCGUAGACAUACAUACGGCCCGAAGGCUACCAGUAGACAAGCAGAAUCUGUACUUGAAGUAGCUGGUUAUGGAGUUCUGGCUACUCCUGCCAAAAAGAGAACAAUCAACUUGCCCGAAUUUCAAGAUCCAACUGCUGAAGCCAUGAUCAUGGCUACCCCGCUAAAGCGUCAACGUACUUUUGACGAUUCAAUCACCUCGUCACCGUUGUUCAUUACGUCCACCCCUGCAUCAAACAGACGACUUAAUUUUGAAGCUGUGUCGCCAAAUGUGAUACUAGCUACCCCCAGUAAACCUAAACGUCCGCAGAUGCCCUCUUUAAUUGGGUUUGAUGAUACAAACGAUGAUAAGAUGCAUGUUGAUUAG
Messenger RNA from Sugiyamaella lignohabitans, 2199 nucleotides. RefSeq lists its product as uncharacterized. The record is from RefSeq and is a predicted model, not a curated record. Gene Ontology annotation, biological process: DNA replication initiation. Bases 1 to 2199 code for a protein of 732 amino acids. Gene Ontology annotation, cellular component: DNA replication preinitiation complex. The transcript has a single exon. NCBI's taxonomy places the organism in Eukaryota, Fungi, Ascomycota, Dipodascomycetes, Dipodascales, Trichomonascaceae.